AAUGUCACUUACAAGAAGCUGAUGCUUUGUUUCUUUCCAUCAAGAAUUUUAGAAGGUCCGAUUCCUACUUUAGGUGUUUGUAGCGUUUUGUAGAGCCGAAACGAGUGUGCAAAUAUUUAUAAGGCACAAAUAAAUUAAACAUUUGGUUCUGUUUUUUUUAUUGUAACGUUAGGAAGGUAUUCAUUCAGUAUUACAUCCAGCAUGGCGUCUGGAGGCGGUUCGACAACAACUGUGGGAGAUGUUGAAGAAGAUGCAUCCCAGCUUCUUUUUCCUAAAGAGUUCGAGAACGCGGAGACACUUUUAAACUCCGAGGUACACAUGCUUCUGGAGCAUCGCAAGCAGCAGAACGAGAGUGCUGAGGACGAACAAGAGCUGUCGGAAGUCUUCAUGAAAACUCUGAACUAUACUGCAAGGUUCAGCCGGUUCAAAAAUAGAGAAACUAUUGGCAGUGUGCGCAGUUUACUCUUGCAGAAGAAAUUGCACAAGUUUGAGCUGGCAAGUUUAGCCAACCUGUGUCCAGAAGCAGCAGAGGAGGCCAAAGCCCUCAUCCCUAGUCUGGAGGGCCGGUUCGAGGACGAGGAGCUGCAGCAGAUCCUUGAUGACAUUCAGACCAAAAGAAGUUUCCAAUAUUGAGGACAAUUCUUUUUCAUCUGGCUCAACAAGACCCAUCAUUUUAUGUCAAAAUGGUCUGUAUUUCCUAUCCAGAAGGACACUACUUUCCACAUGAUGGCAUAUUCUCUGUAUGAUGUAGUGGUGCAUUUGGGGAACUUGAGAACACCUUUCUUGCUUUCAUUCAUGGAUGAGGGGGGAAUUAGGCCCCACAGAUCUGUAUAUUCGCUGCAGAGAUGAUACAGAUCAAUUUU
Molecule: messenger RNA, 863 nt
Organism: Esox lucius (northern pike)
Lineage: Eukaryota; Metazoa; Chordata; Actinopteri; Esociformes; Esocidae
Gene: polr2d
Product: polymerase (RNA) II (DNA directed) polypeptide D
Biological process (GO): nuclear-transcribed mRNA catabolic process, deadenylation-dependent decay; positive regulation of translational initiation; transcription initiation at RNA polymerase II promoter
Cellular component (GO): RNA polymerase II, core complex; P-body
Molecular function (GO): translation initiation factor binding; nucleotide binding
Source: RefSeq, marked provisional